AAUAUGGUAAUGUACACUGUACUAUACAAUAAUAUACUAUGCCACACUAUACUUGGAAAAAGUGUAGGCCUAAAAAAAUCCUGGUUUGAUUCAAUUAAAAAAUAUUAUUUAACACCACUGAAUCAACAAAUACAUUAGGUAACACCAACAAAAGUCAUUUUUAAGAGUUAUACACUAUGCUAUAUGCCAUAAAGUUCUAAUGGAUUUCAUUAGUAAAAAGAUGCAGGAAUACUCAGUAUAGUGUACUGCAAUAACUGCACUACAAUACUCAGGGUACCCACACAUUUUGACUAAUGAAUUUCGAUGGCUUUUCCAUGACUUUUACUGUCAUUUGUGAUUACUGAAUAAGUGUUUUAAAGGAUGUUUGAUAUUGCACUCACAAAUACUGUAGCAACUGUUGAAAUAGCAUGACUAAAAUAACAAUCUAUGACUUUUCCAGCUCUGGAACUUAACAAGAAAUUACUCGAGAGAUAGAUGUAUAUAUGAUCUCAUGGAGAUGCAGUACUGUGCAAAAGUCUUUCACAAAAAUAUUUGUCUUUAGAUGGUUAUUUAUAUCUGCUACUUUAGUGUGUCAAUAGGAAAUAUACAUUUUAUACUCCAAAACAUUCCUUUUGCGAAUAGAAUAGAAGAACAGGGAGCCCUGCAACAGAUGGCAUGGCCCUCACAGAGCCCCCCACUGAACAUUGGGUCAGUCUGGGAUUACGUGACGAGUAAUUGAGACAGCCGAAAUAAAUAAAAGAAGUGUGGUGAAUUCUCCAAGAAGCUUGGAACAUCCUAUCUGCCAACAACCAAGAAAAACUGUGUCCAGGUGUGAUAUAGACCACAGUGUUUUGGAGCAGCAGUGUGGAGGUGUGUUUGUGAACCUCAGGAAAGCCUUCUUCAUGUUAUCUGGAUCAGAUGCUCCACUUGUGGCCAAAGGUCAAGCUGUCCUUCGAUGGCACCAGACCAAUGGCUUCUGCAGUGCCACAGGUCAGCCCACCAUCAGAAACCAGUCAGGAAGUCUUAGAAUCUGCCAAAGCAGUGGCAUCACAUACUACCCCAAAAUGGCACCAGUGGUGAUUGUGCUGGUGUCUGAUGGCAGCAGAUGUCUGCUGGGGCGGCAGUCCAUGUUUCCUGCAGGAAUGUACAGCGCUCUCGCUGGAUUCUGUGACAUGGGAGAGUCAGUGGAGGAAGCCCUUCACAGAGAGGUGGCAGAGGAGGUGGGUUUAGAGGUUGAGACCCUGCGGUACUCUGGAUCACAACACUGGCCAUUUCCACAAAGUUCCUUUAUGAUAGCCUGCCAUGCAACUGUAAACCCGGAUAAAACACAGGUGAGUAUAGACAAGGCUGAACUUGAGGAUGCUUGUUGGUUCACUGUUGAAGAAGUUACAGAAGCACUGCAAAUGAAGAAACCACCACGCAACCCUAAAGGAGAGCCACCUGUAUUCUGGGUCCCACCCUCUUAUGCCAUAGCCAAUCAGCUCAUUCAGGAAUGGGCCAAUCAGCAACAGCUAAAAAGACAGUGACAUGGACUCAGGACAUUAUUUGAACAAUAAUUAUGCAUCGAAUGGAUUACUAACACAGAAACAUAAUAAUAAAAUAGACAAGAGAAUUGAACAACUGGAUUUGCUGUGAUAACCAGAACACACCGAAGUGGACUAUCUUUAAUUUGUAAAGAACUUCAGAAAUAUUAAAUGGAGUAACAUAGAUUGUAUUAGUAAUAUGCCUGGACUCGUGCACAGCUAAAUGUGAAAUAUUGCAUGAAAAGAUAAUUAUAAUUGUGAGGUGCAAAAGUCUGAGACCACAUAUAAAAUCUGAAAGAUUCUAUGCUAUUUCUAGAUGAUUAACAUAGCACAUUUCUAGACAUGCUUCCAAGGAAAAUAAGCAUUGCAACAAUAAUGAUUAAAAAAAAUGCAUUUAUUAAAUUUGCAAAAUAUAAUCACUUUCAAUCGUGGUCUCUGACUUUUGGAAUCUACUGUUUUGUUAAGUGAAAUGUUUUUGGAUUUCAUCUUAAGCCUUAAGAUUUCUACCUCACCUACCUCAAAAACAGAUCUUUUUAUGUAUGUAAUUUGAACAGCCAUCUGAAAAAAAUGUUUAACCCUUGUGCUGUGUUGAAAUUUUUUACCUAAUAUGGUGUCCCUGGUCAAAAAUGACCGGCCUAUUAAAAAUUGCUUAUAAAUCUCUCAUUAUGCUAUAUUUUCACCAAAUACUGGAUUAGAUCUUUUUGCCAAUUUAUUUUCUUUCAAGUAGCACAGGUUUUGUAUUUCUUUUUGGAGCUUAUUGAUCGUAGGUCUCAUUUACCUAAGCUUAUACACCACAAGUGUGACUUUGUGCCAUUUUGUUCAAAAUAAAAGCAUUUCAAAACAAACUUCCUGGUUAAACAUUAAAGCACACUAGUGUGAUAAAUAGUACAGAAUGUUUUCAUAUUUUAUUUAAUAUUGCCAAAAUUAUCCACAAAUAAUGCUUUUUUCACUCCAAAAUGGAGGUUCAUAAGCUCAGGCCAGUGAGGCCUAUGAUCAAUAAGUUCCAAAAGGAAAUACAAAACCUCUUCUAAUUGAAAGAAAACAAGUUGGCAAAAAGAUCUAAUCCAAUAUUUGGUGAUAAUAUAGCACAACGAGAGAUUUACAAGCAAUUUUUAUAGACCGGUCAUUUUUGACCGGGAACACCAAAAAGGGGAGAAGUUGUGAUACCCUGUGUGAGCAAAGUUUUAGUCCAAUAGGAUAACAUUAACUAGCAUUUUCAGGCAAAAUAAAAUCCUCUUUGGGUCAAAAUGACUGGAACACAACAUGAAGGUUAAUAAACUUUUGUCAUUAUAAAA
Molecule: messenger RNA, 2797 nt
Organism: Myxocyprinus asiaticus (Chinese sucker)
Lineage: Eukaryota; Metazoa; Chordata; Actinopteri; Cypriniformes; Catostomidae
Gene: nudt13
Product: nudix (nucleoside diphosphate linked moiety X)-type motif 13
Exons: 6
Coding region: 882-1505 (207 amino acids)
Molecular function (GO): hydrolase activity
Source: RefSeq, a predicted model, not a curated record